AUGCCAAAAGAAGUGAUUUGUGUUGACAACUUGUCUCUAAGCCAAGCAAAGCCAGUUGAAAGGGUUUUGUUUCCAGAUAAGGCUGCAAUAUCCAAAUUGCUUGAUGAGAAUGAUAAGUGUCUACUGAACAAGAUUUACAAUUUGGAAACCACAGAUGCAAUCAUAUGGUCCGGCACAGGAAAUGGAGUAUAUGUUACAUUGCAUGAUGUGGAUGCAAUUCUGAGAGAUGGUGAUACUGCAAAUAAUGUCAUUGACAGCUUCAUAGAAAUGCUUGAGAUUGAGCAACAAGUCAAGAAGCCAGAAAAGAAUAAAUCAUUCUUUUUCUCAAGCCUUUGUUGGUCUUUAGUGAAAUGGGGUUAUGGGGAGCUGAGAAAUCAUUUAAUUGAUAAAGUCCUUCAACAAGAUUUGAGUGGAUAUAGAUACCUUCAUUUUUGCAUGAAUUCCAAUGGGAACAAAAAGGAAGAAAAACCCUACCACUGGACACUUCUUGUAUUUGACACUGAACUUGAUGAGUGGAGACAUUACAAUUCUUUAAGGCCAAGAGACAACAGAGAAGAUCCUUACCUUAAGGAUGCAAAAAAGAUUAUAACAUAUGUGGAUAGCAAGUUGGCCAACAAAACGAAAAGAGGUAGAAAAAAGUUUGCAAACUUGGUUUCGGUGAAAGAUAGUCCACAACAACGCCCAACAUCGUGA
Camellia sinensis is the source of this 693-nucleotide messenger RNA. The record is from RefSeq and is a predicted model, not a curated record. Lineage: Eukaryota; Viridiplantae; Streptophyta; Magnoliopsida; Ericales; Theaceae.